UUUUAGAAUACUUCUUCCUUUGGGGAUGUAUAUAUCCUGCACCUUCUGAAUUGCAUCUAGAAAUUACAGCCGUUGCUGCUCUGCCAUCACCCCUGCCAGUGUUCUUUUCUAAUCAGUUCUGGCCAACUCUUCUUUCAUGCCUCUGUAAUUCCCUUUAGUCUACUGUAAUGCUGAUACUUCUGACUUUAACAACUUCUCAAGAUUCAGGGUGAAUUCAAUCAUAUUAUGCUCAAUAGCCCCUAAGGGCUCUUGUAGCUUACGCUCUCUAAUCAAUUCUGAUUCAUUGCAGAACACCCAAUCCAGAAUAGCUGAUCCCCUAGUAGGUUCCACCCUGAGUUGUUAUUAAAAGCCAUCUCAUAGGCAUUUUAGAAAUUACCCCUCUUGGAAUCCAGCAACAACCUGACUUUUCCAAUCUACAUGCAUAUUGAAAUCCCCCAUGACUCUUGUAACAUUGCCCUUUCAGCAUGCAUUUUCUAUCUCCCAUUGUAAUUUGUAGACCACAUCUUUACCAUUGUUUAUACAACUCCCACAGUGCCUUUUUACCCUUGCAGUACCUUAGCUCUAUCCACAAUGAUUCAACACCUUCUGACCCCACGUCACCUCUUUCUAAUAAUUUAACUCCAUUUUUUACCAACAGAGCAACACCACCCUGUCUGCUUUUCUGCCUGUCCUUUCGAUACAAUGUGUAUCAUUGGACACUAUACUCUUCUUUCUGCCUUGAUUCAGUGAUGCCUACAACAUCAUACAUGCCAAUCAGAAACUGUUCUACAAAUUCAUCUACCUUAUUCCAAGUAUUGAAGCAUUUAAAUGUAACACCUUCAGUCCUGUAUUCACUCUUUUCAAUUUUUGCUACCCCUCACAUUGCAACUCAUUCUGUUUACUGCAACUUUGCCCUAUCAUCAGCCUCUCCUUGCUUGGAGUCUCACUUCACAUUGCCUCUCUUUGUAAAGCAACUACCUCAUCUUCAGCACUAUCACUCCAGUUCCCAUCCACCUACCAAAUUAUUUUAAACCCACCUGAACAUUUCUAGCAAACCUGGCCGCAAGGAUAUUGGAUUCAGGUGUAACCCACUCACUUUCUACAGGUCAUACCUUCCCCAGAAGAGAUCCCAAUGAUCCAUAAAUCUGAACCCCUGCCCCCUGUACCAGUUCCUCAGCCAUGCAUUCACCUGCCAAAUCAUUCUAUUCUUACCCUCACUGCUACAUGGCACAGGCGGCAAUCCAGAGGUUACUACCCUGUUUCUGAGCUUUCUACCUGGCUCCCUAAAAUCUCUCUUCAGGAAGUCUUCACCUUGUCUACCUUUGUCAUUGGUGCCAAUACUCACUGAGACUUUAGCUGCUCACCCUCAUCCUUGAGAAUGCCAUGGACCCAAUCUAAGACAUCCCUGAUCCUGAAACCAGAGAGGCAACAUACCAUCUGGAUGUCUCUAUCGUGCCCACAGAACCACGUUUCAGUUCCUCUAAGGAAUCUCUGAUCAACACUGCAGUUCUCUUCACCUCUCUGCUCUUCUGAGCCUCAGCACCAGAGACCCCAUCACUGUGGCUCCCCCAGUAGAUCACCACCCUCAAAAGCUGCAUAUUUAUUAUAGAGGGGAAUGGCCAUAGAUAUACUUUGCAUGGGCUGUACACUUCCCCUUUUCCUCCAGCCAAUUGCCUGUCUUCUGCAACCUAGGGGUGACCUUCCUGCAGUUCUUGUCUAUCGCCUCCUCAUUCACCUAUAUGGAUUGAAGGUCAUUUAACCACAGCUCCAGAAUCACAGGAGGUGAAUAUUGGAUAGAGUGUGAGCUGGUGAGCUCCUCCUACUGUUCUCGUAAACCCUCUUAAGCUGCACAGCACCAUUCAGAACUAUCCUUCCCAACCUUGAUGAGUUAUGAGCCAAAGAUUCCUCAGAGUCAAGGUGAAAAGAAUUUCAAAGUAAGUUUAUUAUUCAAGUACAUACACACUAUCCUCGUUAUAUGCGUCUUCAGACAAUGCGGAUUCACAGUUAUAUGAGGAACCUAUUUCUACCAACUUCGCCUUAUAUGCAUCCAAAACUCAGUUAUGCGAGGAGCACUGCUUUCCCGCCAAUACGUCACGUGCGUUCACCUCACAGUCUCACUCCCGCCAGUCUCGCUUUGGUUUUGGCAACGUGCGGAUGUGCGAUCUUGUGCUCUUAAACUUUUGUUGCUUUUACCUACGGUGCAGUGAUUUUGUGCUUGAAAUAUUUAACUAUGCCUCCUAAGCACCUGAUAUCAAGUCCUGGGCCAUCAGCCAAGCGAAAGAGAACUGCUUUAACACUUGAAAAAAAGUUGGAAAUUAUUAACAGGGCUGCAUCAGGUGCAGGUAACACAGCUCUGAGACACUAUUUCAGCCUGGGUGAGUCCACAAUCAGAAACGUAAAGGAAAAUGCUGAGAAAAUAAAAAGUGCAGUGAUUGAUUCAUCACAAGUGUCUUCAAAGAUUGUUACCAAAGUGCGUAAUCCAAUUAUGACGAAAAUGGAGAAGAUGUUGAGUCUGUACAUUGAGCAUGAAACCAAGAAAAAAACAACACUCAGUUCUGAUAAUCUUCAUGUGAAAGUUUUGGAAAUUUAUGGUCGCCUUUGUUCAGAGGCUAGUGAGGAAGUGUCAAGUGAUAUUGUUAGCUUUAAUGCAAGUAGGGGAUGGUUUUCUAAGUUUGUUAAUCAUCAUAGGCUUCACAACUUAGCUGUGCGUGGUGAGCAAACUAGUGCUGACCACGAAGCUGCUGAACGCUACCCUGUGCAGUUGCAGGCUAUGAUAGCUGAGUUAGGCAUCACACCAAAGCAGGUGUUUAAUGCAGACGAGACUGGGCUUUUUUGGAAGUGUAUGCAAAAACCCACUUACAUAAGUAAGGAUGAAAAAACUGUGUCAGGUUUCAAGGCAGCAAAGGAUAGAUUGACUUUGCUUAUGUGUUCCAGUGCCAAAGGAGACUGUAAGAUGAAGCCUCUCUUAGUUUACCAUUCACUAUACCCCCGUGCUCUUAGGGGUUUGAGUAAGAAUAUGCUUCCUGUCCACUGGGCAGCGAACAAGAAAGCAUGGGUCACUGGUCGAAUCUUUGAAGACUGGUUUGCUAAUCAUUUUGCUGUUGAGGCUGAACGCUACUGCCAGGAACAGAAUCUUGCCUUUAAAGUUCUCUUGUUGCUUGACAAUGUGCCAGCCCAUCCUAAACAUUUGGGCAGCAUUCAGUACGUUUCCUGCCGCCUAACACAACAUCGCUGAUUUGACCACUUGACCAAGGUGUGAUAUCCAUGUUCAAGGCGUAGAUUUUACAUCAAACUAUCUCUCAGAUGCUGCAAGCAACAGACAAUUUUGAAAAUCCCGGGAGAUUACCGAUGGUGAGGGAAUGGUGGAAGUCCUUCAACAUCAGACAUACCAUCAACAACAUUGAUGAAUCCUGGAAAGAAUUUUUUAAGGCUGCGGAACACUUGCCAUAAAUGGCGAUAGACAUGGACCCACGUUUAGAAUGGAGUCAGCAUUUCAGUGUUUCCCUGCAGUCAAGCCUUCUUCCCUAAAAGCAAAUUUAUGCUGAAAAACAAAAUGCUGCCAAGCAAACAACUCUCACCACUUUCUUCAAACUGAGGUCAUCUCCUGCUGCCAGCAGUACUGAGAGUUCUGUGAGUCUUCCUUCACCCCUUGCUGUCCUUGAUGAUCCUGACGACACACAACCAUCCACCUCAUCCAUGCAAAGCUGCCCAACACCACAACAACCUCUCAUCUCCCGGAGCAAAUACACCUGCCUCCGUUGGUCCUGAACCCCACUUUGAUGUUUGGAAGCUGCCUGUGUGUUGCACAUCUGGUGCCAAGGGGGUACAAGAUGACCUGGGACAGAUUCUUCUGCAUGGAUGCUAAUCCAUGUAGGGAGGUGCUUAUCAUCUCAGAACUAUAUGUACUCAUAGGCCCAGGGACGCAUACAGACACAAAUCACUUUUAGACUAUUGGAUUCUGAACGCACCCAACAAUUGCUCUCCUUGCCCAAACUUGGCAAUGCUAAGCUGUCAAAGCUAAUGGACUACAUGCUGUCUCUCCUGGGAAGUCACCAUCCUUGUUUUAUUUUUAAAGAACUCUUCAUGCACAAAUGCCCGAUCAAGUUCAGAAAGCCCUUGCUAACAGACCUGUGAAGGAUUAAGGGGAGCUUGCUAUAUUGGCUGAUAGUCUACACUCAGCCAGGCAGAGGUGCAUCAUUCCUCCUCCUUUCCCUGCCUCAAUAGGCCUGGUCAGCAAGAUCUCCAAACAGACAACCUUUGGUCUGUGUUUUUACCACGCUUGCUUUGAUACAAAUGCAGGAUAUGCCAACUGCCUUGCAGUUUCGACAGUGCCAACACAUCAGGACAUUAGAGGUCUGUGAACACCAUAGGUUCCAGCUCCCAGGGAUAUCUACUGUUCAUUACAGACACACUUUCAGGGCAACGCCUCCUGUGUGACAGGGGUGCUCAAGUGAGUGUGCUGACAGCAUCGCCUAUUGAUGAGAAGGCAAAGAGUGUCAAAACCUCACUGGAGGCUGCCAACGGCAGCGGGAUACAAACAGAUGGGUGAUGCUCUGCUUCAGUAGGUGACAUUACACAUAGGACUUUAUUCUGGCUAAAAUGGCUGGACCUCUGCUCUGUGCAGAUUUCCUGCAUGCCCAAGGACUGUUAGUUGAUCUUAGGAACUGCCAGCUUGUGGAUGUCACGAACAUUGUUUCAUUACCCUGCUCCUCCAGUAAAUUCCCCACAAUGAUUCUGUUAAGUACAUAUGCCUCUGCAUAUGAGUUUACACGACAGUUGGGUAAAUUCAAAGUUCAAAGUUAAAUUUAUUAUCAGAGUCACUACAUACAACCCCGAGAUGCUUUUUCUGCAGGCAUACUUAGCAAAUCUGUAGAACAACUGUAAGUGGGAUCUGUAAAUUGUAAAGAUCAGGAACUGGAAACUAAACAUACUGUGCAAAUGCAGAUAAUAAGUAAAUAGCAGUAAAUAAUAAGCAUGAAAUAACAAGAUAAAAGAGUUCUUAAAUGAGUGUAGUUAUCCAUUUUCGUUCAAGAGCCUGAUGGUUGAGAGGUAGUAAUUGUUCUUGAACCUGGUGGUGUGAGUCCUGAGCCACCUCUACCUUCUACCUGAUAGCUGCAGUGAGAAAAGAAUGUGGCCUAGGUGGUGAGGAUCUUUGAUGAUCGAUACUGCUUUUCUAUAGUAACGUUUCAUAUCAAUGUACUCAGUGGUUAGGAGGGCUUUACCCAUGAUGUACUGAGCUGAAUCCACUACCUUUUGUAAGGUUUUCCACUCAAAGGCAUUAGUGUUCCCAUACCAGUCAGCACACUUUCCACCACAUAUCUAUAGAAGUUUGCAGAAGUUCUUAAUAACAUGCCGAAUCUCUGCAGACUCCUGGGGAAGUAGAGGCAUUGUCGUGCCUUAUUUGCAAUUAUAUUUACAUGAUGGGUCCAGGACAGGCCCUCUGAAAAUUAAAGUUACUGACCCUCUCCACCUCUCUUCCUCCAUGAUUCCUUGAUCUUAUUGACAUUGAGUGAAAGGUUGUUGUUAGAACACCAGUCAGCAAGAUUCUCCAUCUCCCUCUUGUAAGCUGAUUCAUAAGCACCUUUGUUGGAGCUGUACAAUUGUAGGCGUAAAGUGAGUAGAGCAGGGGGCUAAGUAAACAUCCCUGUGGUGCUCCUGUGCUGAUGGAAGCUAUGGAAGAGAUGUGUUUGCCAAUCCAAACUGACUGGGGUCUGCAGUGAGGAAAACAAGGAUCCAAUUGUAGAAGGGGGCCCAGGUCUCGAAAUUUACUGGUUAGCUUAGAGGGGAUGAUGGUGUUAAAUGCCGAGCUGUAAUCAAUAGAGCAUCCUGAUGAAUGCAUCUGUACUGUCCAGAUGUUGCAGGGUUGUGUGAAGAGCCAAUGAGAUAGCAUCUGCUGUAGACUUGUUGCUUUGGUAGGUGAAUUGGAGUGGAUCCAAACCACCAUUCAGACAAGAAUUGAUAUGCUUCAACACCAGCCUCUCAAAAAACAUCAUCACUGUGGAUAGUCAUUUAGACAGGUUACCACGAUAUUCUUGGGGACCAGUAUGAUUGAAGCCUGCUUGAAGCAGGUAGGUACUACACACUGCUGUAGCCAGAGGAUGAAGAUAUCCGUGGAUAAACCAGCCAUUUGGUUGGCACAGGUCUUCAGUACUUGGCCAAAUACUCUGUCCCGACCAAAUGCUUUCCUUGGAUUCACUCCCUUCAAGUAGGCCUGCAUGUUGUCUUCAGAUAGUGAGACCAAACGAUUAUCAGGAGACGAGGGGUUGUGCAAUAUUUCCUCCUUAUUCUGGUAAUCGAUAGCAGAGAUUGAGCUCAUCUACAGGCAUUCCUCUCAUGGAUGGCAUUAAGGACACUGUAAUACCAUCAAGGACUGUUCACUGCUUCUCUAACAACAAACCAUGGGUCACUACUGACUUGAAGGCUCUUCUCAAUAACAAAAAAAGCUUUUCAAUCAGGAGACAGGGAGGGAGUUGUAACAUGUGCAGAGAGAGCUUAAGGAGAAGAUCAAGGUGGCUAAAGAGGAAUACAGGGGAGAUCUGGAAACCAAGCUUGGGCAGAGUAGCACAUGGGAGGUGUGGAGAGGCAUGAAAAACAUCACUAGCUUCAAUCAGCUUAGCUGUCGCGCCUCUAACUGCAGCCGUGAAUGGGCUAGCCGGUUCUUCAAUAGGUUUGACAAUUUUCCUCCUGUUCACAUCCAAUGUUCCCUCAGCACCAAUGCCCCCCUCCUCCCUUCUCCCCCCACUCCAGUUCAAUGUGUGGAUGAACAACAGAGGCUACCAGUGUCUACACCCCCUCCUUCACCUACACCUACCAUUCACACUGCUACAUGCCAGCCAGUAUCGUCCUGAUCUUCAAUCCCCCAGCCCCCACCUUCCACUAACUUCCCAGUCAUCAUGGACUCAUCUUCACUACUGAGCAGGUGAGAAGGGCUCUGGGGAAACUCAGACACGGCAAAGCAUUGGGACCAGAUAGUAUGAACCCCAAGAUCCUUAAGAAGUGUGCUGAAAAGUUGUGUGGAGUUGUCAGCACAUUUACAAUUUGAGUCUCAGUCUGGAAAGAGUCCUGACUUUGUGGAAAACAUCAUGUGUGGUCCCAGUACCCAAGAAGGGCCGACCAAAAGUCUUGGAUGACUACCAUCCAAUGGCCCUAACCUCACACAUCAUAAACUCCUUAGAGAGGAUGGUCCUAGCUCACCUCCGACCCCUGAUCAGAUCAGCCCUCGAUAUCCUGCAGUUUGCCUACCAGGAGCACAUUGCAAAUGACAAUGCUGUUAUCUACCUGCUAACCUGAGCCUAGUCCUGUUUGCCCAAGCAGGGCAGCACUGUGAGGAUCAUGUUUGUUUUUGUUUCUCAAGUUCCUUCAUACAACCCCCAUUGCUGGUGGAAAAGCUCCGUUCAAUGCAGGUUGGUGCUUCCAUUCCAUCGUGGAUAAUGGAUUACCUGACUGGCAGACUGCAGCCUCAGAGCUGUGUGUCAGAUAUGGCUAUAAGCAGCACUGGGGCUCCACGGGGGCUGUAUUAUCUCCCUUCCUGUUUCCCCUGUAUACCUCAGUCUUUAGAUACAAUACGGAGUUAUGUCAUCUGCAGAAAUCCUCUGAUGACUCAGCAAUAGUUGGACGUAUUAAGGGAGGACUGGAGGACGAAUGCAGGGUCAUGGUGGAGGACUUUGUCAAAUGGUGCAAGAUGAAUCAUCUGCAGCUCAGUAUCAGUAAGAUGAAAGGGAUGGUGAUGGACUUCAGGAAGGCAAACUUGCACUGCUCCCUGUUACUAUUGAUGGUGAGGAUGUGGAUGUGGUGAGGACCUACAAGCGCCUGGGAGUACACUGGAAACAGAUGUGAGUGGAGCACCAACACAGAGGCUGUGUACAAGAAGGGUCAGAGUGACAUCUACCUCUUGAGAAGACUGAGGUCCAGUGGAGUAUGCAGGCCUCUCCUUCACAUAGUCUCCCAGUCUGUAGAGUUCACAACUGAUGUACAACAUAUCAAGGGGAAAAAUAAUGCCUUAGCCGAUUGCCUCUUGUGGCCAGCCACUGAGGUCAUAAAUAUAGGGGUUGACUAUGCCGUCAUGCCAGCUGACUAAGCUACUGACCCAGAGAUUCAGGCUUACUGAACAGUAGCUAGCAGUUGGCUUGCAUUAAAUUUGGGGCAGCUGGGGUUUCUCUUCUGAGCAAUGUCUCAUCCAUUGGCUCUCAUCCCAUGGUACCUGUAAACUGGAGAUGGACUGUUUUCAACUCCAUACAUGGCCUUUCGCAUCUGUGCUGAAAGGCCUCACAGACAAUGGUUGCACUAAAGUUUGUGUGGCACAGCCUUAGAAAGGAUGCGUAUGAUUAGACUGCAACUUAUGCAAAUUGCCAGUGGGCAAAAAUUAACUCUCAUGUUCAAGCGCCAUUGGCAUCUUUUGAGGUCUCUCAGUGAAUGUGGACCUUGUUGGUCCUCUUCCUCCCUCUCAUGGUUUCAUGCAUCUUACCAUGGUGGACUAUACCACCAGGUGGCCAGAGGUCACCAUUCUAACAUCAACAAUAGCCAUAGAGGUGGCUUGAGUGUUCAUCAGCCCCAAAUCCAAAGAAUUUUCUAUAGGGGCACAAUUGAGAGCAUCCUGACUGGCUGCAUCACUGCCUGGUAUGAGAACUGUACUUCCCUCAAUCACAGAGUUAUGGAGAAAGUGAUGUGGACAGCCCAGCGCAUCUAUAGAUGUGAACUUCCCACUAUUUGAGUCAUUUACAAAGACAGGUGUGUAAAAAUUGCCCGAAGGAUCAUUGUGGACCCAAGUCACCCCAAUCACAAACUGUUCCAGCUGCUACCAUCUGGGAAACGGUACCGCAGCAUAAAGGCCAGAACCAACAAGCUCCGGGACAGCUUCUUUCACCAGGCCAUCAGACUGAUUAAUUCAUGUUGAUGCUGUAUUUCUAUGUUAUAUUGACUAUCCUGUUGUACAUACUAUUUAUUGUAAAUUACUAUAAGUUGCACAUUGCUCAUUUAGACAGAUGUAAUAUAAAGAUUUUUACUCCUCAUGUAUAUGAAGGAUGUAAGUAAUAAAGUCAUUUCAAGUCAAUUCAGUUCAGUUCCUCUGAUUGUGGUCCCUAAUUCGUAUCAGACAUCUGGGCUGCGAUGGCCCCAAACCUUGGUGCUAGGCAACAUCACAUCACAGUCCAGUGGCCCAUGCUGGCGGUUUCACUGCUCCUUAAAGUCUGCUUUGAGUGCUUCCCUGACAAAUGAUUGUUGGACUGAUCGUCUCCCCUGGGUGCUGCUGGGG
Hypanus sabinus (Atlantic stingray) is the source of this 9229-nucleotide messenger RNA. Its product is annotated as tigger transposable element-derived protein 1-like. Gene Ontology annotation, molecular function: DNA binding. The transcript is spliced from 3 exons. The record is from RefSeq and is a predicted model, not a curated record. The coding region runs from base 2210 to 3214 and encodes 334 amino acids. Lineage: Eukaryota; Metazoa; Chordata; Chondrichthyes; Myliobatiformes; Dasyatidae. Gene Ontology annotation, cellular component: nucleus.